GAAUGGGAGUGCGGGACGACAGACCGCCGCGGGGUGUCACGGCCGCGGCCAAGCUUGCCAGGCGUGGGGCAGGCGCCCGGCGCUUUUAAACCCGGGAGGGCGCGGCGGCGGCGGCGGCGGCGGCGGGCGGAUCGCGGCGCGCGCUGGGCGCCGGGUGGCGGCCGAAUGGAGAGGAAGGGCUCGGCGGCCAAGGGGAACCCGAGCCCGCCGGCAGCCGGCGAGGCUCAACGGCCGCAGCCGCCACUGUGCGUCCCGGGCGGCGGCGGAGGGACCCCGGCGCGGGGCCAGGGUGGCGCGGCUGCGGAGCCAGCCGAGUUCAUCCGGCGAGCGCAUGAGUUCAAGAGCCAAGGGGCGCAGUGCUACAAGGAUAAGAAAUUCCGCGAAGCCAUCGGCAAAUACCACAGGGCGUUGCUGGAGCUGAAGGGGCUGCUGCCGGCCUCCGGGGAACGGGAGCGGGACUCGCGCGCGGCCUCCCCGGCCGGGGCCCCCAACCCCGGGAGCCUCUCGGAGGAGCAGAGCAAGACGGUGGAAGCCAUCGAGAUCGACUGCUACAACAGCCUGGCAGAGGGGCAGAUAAUAUCCAUUGAUGCCAACCGAAAGUCGCAGGACAGGGGAGUGACAAGGCCUAAAGAAGUCACGCAAGAAAAAGGCCUGGAUGGGAGCCAGCUUUAUGAGUGCUUGUGGACGUGUCUUGAAGCCAUGGGACCGGGCCAGCUACAUAAUUUGUGAGGCCCAGAGCAAAAUGAAAAUGUGGGGCUCCUUGUUCAAAAAAGCAGGAAAAAGUUGUCAUUAAAAGUUUUAAAAGAUAAAGUUUUUCCCCUUUCUUUCAUGGUUUCUCUCUCGACUGGAAUGGUGUUUUUAUCUGCUAUUUAAUGUCAUUUCAAGAAAAUUACAAUUUUAAAUUAUUGGCAUGAAUUUACUAUUCAUCUUUAUAGUGUGCAAUGCCAAUUUUAAGUGGAAAUAUAAAAACACUUAACUGGUAUAUGAAAUCAUGUCAGUUACACAAUUCACGUUUCGUAGCUUGUACAUGCAUAUGUAGUUUAUUCUUUUUUUUUUUUUUUUUUUUUUGCGGUACGCGGGCCUCUCACUGUUGUGGCCUCUCCUGUUGCGGAGCACAGGCUCCGGACGCGCAGGCUCAGCGGCCAUGGCUCAUGGGCCCAGCCGCUCCGCAGCAUGUGGGAUCUUCCCGGACCGGGGCACGAACCCGCGUCCCCUGCAUCGGCAGGCGGACUCUCAGCCACUGCGCCACCAGGGAAGCCCUGUAGUUUAUUCUUACUGGAACCAUGGAAAUGCGGACAAAAUGAACUCAACUGCUUUUAUUUCCCUUUUUAUAUGCAUACUUUAUAGGUGCCCUUUCUACCAGUCUUGGCUUUCUGAUGAAUAAGGAAAGGAAAAGGAGCUAUUCCAUACUCCUACCCUAGUCUUUCCUCCUCUGUCAUCAUUUUCAGCAUAAGUGGCUGGCUAGUACAGGGCACUUAAGCAAGAAAGGAUGUGAUGGGGUUUUAGGUUAUUUUUGUUUCUUAGAACACCAUUGCUCUCUUUCUGCAUUUGAAGCAAUUUCUGGGUUGAAUGGAAAGCCUGGCCUCUUCGGCUGUCAGCGUGUGUGCUUACUUAGUUAUUGACCUAAGCCUCUUGUUUGUUGCUGAACUCCCCUGCAUUGUGGAUCCACUGGAAUUCCGUGCUCAUGGGGUAUCGUGAAUGCUAUAUACUACAUGGGCCUGCAAAGAAUAGUUGUACCUCUGUCUUCUGCUCAACUUCAUGCUCCAUUAUCCAAUCAGGCUUCACUUCCAAAACACAGUUUCAAAGGUAAAAUAAUUAGAAUUUCAAGAAGUCAACAGCAGAGCAUUAAACCAAAUACAAGGCCCUUCUGAGCAUGGGUCUUAUGUGACGGCACCCUUAAAGCCACCCCUGCAAUGGGACACCAGAAGAUGACUGAGUGUAUACAUCUAAGGUGGACAGAAUUAGAUAUAGACCCUGAGGCAGAUUCUAAGACAAAAGGUACCCCACAGAAAUUGGUGUGGGAACCAGAGAACCAAGCAGGAAGAUGGAUAAAUUACAAAUGCAAGAACUCAGUGAGAAAAAAAAAAAAAAGAGGUCAAGAGCUAGAGACAAGCAGUAACCUGGUAGCCAGAAGAUGAAUUGUUGGGAUAAGAGCUGGCAAAGGAGGGGAAAGAAGAGGGGCUUCAUGCUAAGUUGCUCAGUCAAGAUGCUGCCAUCUGGAUGGGAGAGUUUGACUGGCCAAGCCAUUGUUAACCUGAGGCUGUUCCUCAGGCAGCCCCUUGGCCAAUAAAUCUUAAGCCUGUAAAUGUGGCUUCAAAGAUCAUCUUCCAAGAAAGGAUGUGAGAAUUGAAACUUGUAGAAUGCUUUCAAGGAGAGAAAAUUCUGAAUGUGGACUUUGGGCUGAGUUUCUAAAGUGGAUUCUGAAGUUCCUUAGUUUACCUGCAAAAGUAAUGAGUUGGGUGGCUCGUAGCCAGAAACUGUCUAAGAUAUCUUGAAGUAAGAGUCCCUACAGCCAAAAGGCAUGGGAGUGCCCCAUCCAAGGCAAGGGGACUUGGCUGCAGGAUGGACAGGAGGGCCAAGGUGUGGAGCAGCCCAAAGCUUCACAGAGCUUCACAGGUUGGGAGUGACCUUCAGAUGGGACAUCCUCUCCUGCCAGCUCUUCUCUUUCUUCACUAGGUUGUGCCUCCUCCAAAGAGCUGGGAUAAAAGCCAAAUGUUUCAACCAACCAGCCAACCAGCAAUUUCCUAAUUCCCAGAUAUUUGGCUUUGGGAAGUCAGAGGUCCAUGCUGGGACCAGAGUUUGCCAUUAUCACCAACGCGAUUAGUGUGGUCCAUUCCUAAUUACAUAGCAGCAAGCACAGCUCUAGCACAGACAGUGGUACCAGACAUUUGAAAAGCCAAAGAUAGGGGCUUCCCUGGUGGCGCAGUGGUUGGGAGUCCGCCUGCUGAUGCAGGGGACGCGGGUUCGUGCCCCGGUCCGGGAAGAUCCCACAUACUGCAGAGCGGCUGGGCCCGUGAGCCAUGGCCACUGAGGCUGCGCGUCCAGAGCCUGUGCUCCGCAACGGGAGAGGCCGCAACAGUGAGAGGCCCGCGUACCGCAAAAAACAACAACAACAACAAAAAAACUGCCAACGAUAGGGGAAUUCCCUGGCAGUCUGGGACUGGGCUCGGUGCUAUCACUGCCGGGGCCCUGGGUUCGAUUCCUGGUCAGGGGACUAAGAUUCCGCAAGCCACGUGGUGCGGCAAAAACAAACUUUAAAAAAAAGCCAAAGAUAAUACGACAGAAGAUUAAAAGAGUUUAGUCUUGGCGUUCAUAUGGCCUUGAAAUGAUCAUAAGCAGUGUAAAGCUCAUUAUCUUCCUCUUAAACAUACAUACACAUUUUCAUAUCAGCAAUGAAAUGAUGCCAUGUCUGGUAGGACUCAAAACCAACAGUUCCCAAAUAUUUUUUAAAAAGAAGCAGGAUGUAGGAGCUAUACUCAAUAUUUUGUAAUAACCUAUAAGGGAAAAGAAUCUGAAAAAGUAUGAGAUUAUAUAUAAUAUAUAUAUAUUAUAUAUAAAACUGAAUCACUUUGUUAUACACCUGACACUAACACAACAUUUGUAAAUCAACUAUACUUCAAUUAAAGAAAAAGAAAAAAAAAGGAAGGGGAAUGUGUAGUGCCAAGGAGAGCUGACUUGAACUAAAAGAAUCCUGGGUUGAAAUAUAUCCAAGUGGACCUUCUCUUCUCUUUCAGCCAAAAGGAUUUUAAAACAGCACUGAAAUUACAGACAGUGUUUACAGAGAGGAAGCUUGUGGAGCAAAGUUUCCCUGCCACAGUGUGUCUGUGGGAAAAGAACAAAAGUGCUAAGGAAGUGCUAACUAGCUAGCUCGAGAGUUAUGGAAAACCAGAAUUACGAUUUCAGAUUUGGUUAUGACUCCAUACCUUACAGAGGUGUGUGAAUUUCCUUGUCAACAUUACCACCUUGUUAUCAGCGUGAGCUUAGGCAUUUCCAAAAAUAAGGAUACUCACCACUACCUAUAGUGACUUAUUUAAUAACCACCACCACAAAACAACAACUAUAAUAAUAAUAGCAGUAACAAUCAUGGUAGUAAAGACUACCGUGAGGAGCCCAGCUCCUGGCACCCAGUAGAUGUUCCACAAAUGUGUUUGAAAGGAGUGAAAAUGCUUAUCCCAGCAUCUGUCUCAUUAAGGAUCCAAGAAAUUCAAUCAUUUCAUUAAUAUUCAUUGAGCAACUAAUAGGUGCUAGACGCUGGGCCUUAAGGGCUGGGAACACAGGAGUAAACAUAAAGAACAAGGUCACUGCCUUUCAUGAAUUUGCAUAUGUACCUGUAUAACUUUGUGAGAAAGAAAACUCAAGCUGGAGCAGUUAAGUCCCUUGCCCAUGGUCACACAGUAGUAUGUGGCAAACUGGGAUUUCUCAUCUGCCAGGUCUGUAAUUCCAAAGCCUAUAGUCCUAACCAUUCACCCCACAACCUCCAUCUUUAGAAGUUUCUUCCUUAGGUACUAAAAUUUGCCUCCUUGAAAUUUCUAUCAAUCCAUCCAUAUUCUAUCUAUCUUUUGAAACAACAAAAAAUACAGCUCAUCACUGUAACCAGGAAAAGCCUUGACAUUUUUAGGGCAACUCGCUUGCCCAUCCUCCAGUCUUGUCUUCUGUAAGUUAUUCCUUUUACCGUGAUUGUGCCUUGUGUGAUUAGGAUUCCCAUUCCAUGACCAUCCUGGGUGGUUAAGGGGAAACUGUCCUGCUCUCUGUAACCAGGUUCUAUGUCACUAGGAAGGUGACCUGAGGGGAAUGAGAAUCUGAUGAGUCAUAAUUUCUAAUGAGCCUGGAGGCUUACAGAAGCCUCACCCAUACCUCCCCUAGUUUUUAUCCCCUUUGCUCCAGAGUGUGUGAAUUCCAGUUUAGAGGUCUUGAGAAAUUUAAGUGGAUGUGGUAAGAGUAGGAAUUCAUUUCAGCCAUUAGUUUUCAGUAACCAGUUUGUGGAUACAAUGACGGGAAAUGACCCAUUAGAAGAAUAACAUCUGGACUUGUGCAGAUGCAUUACUCCAGACCUGGUCAGUUUUAAUGUCAUGAGAGUGAUGAUACCAUCAUUUAAAAAUAUGUUCUGGUUUAAGUGCUAAACGAGAUUGGACACAGUAUUAUUCUGUGUGGCAUGGAACAUUUUUCUCUCCUAACAUCCUGUAAAGUAGUAUUUAUUUUUUAGUUUGUGUUUUUAUGACUGGCUGAUAAGUUCUAACUUUGUGAGCCGAAACCUCAUCUCCCAAGAAACAAAAAUAACCCCUCCCCCAAACCCAGCAGUAAAUAGACCAGUUGGCCCUGUGUCUAGUGGGACGGGAACUAAGGGAGACUCGUGUGACAGCUGGUGGCACAUUCGCUACAUAUGUGAACUUAAUCUGGUCUUGAGUUUCCUCACAUAUUAAAUGGGUAUAAUCAUGCCAGCCUGACUCGCAAGAUAAGGGUGAAAAGCAAGAAGAUAACGUAUGAAUGUACUUUAUAAACUACAAAGUAUUAGAAGUGUAAAUUAUCCUUUUAAGUGGGCAGGGAUAUUUAGGAGAACAAAAAAAAGAAUAGAAAUAAGAAGUGGGAACUGAGGCUUCCCUGGUGGCAUAGUGGUUAAGAAUCCGCCUGCCAGUGCAGGGGACAUGGGUUCGAGCCCUGGUCUGGGAAGAUCCCACAUGCCGCAGAGCAGCUAAGCCCGUGCGCCACAACUACUGACCCUGCGCUCUAGAGCCCGCGUGCCACAACUACUGAGCCUGCGUGCCACAACUACUGAAGCCUGUGCGCCUAGAACCCAUGCUCUGCAAUAAGAGAAGCCACCGCAAUGAGAAGCCCGCGCACCGCAACGAAGAGUAGCCCCCCCUCGCCACAACUAGAGAAAGCCCGCACAUAGCAAUGAAGACCCAACGCAGCCAAAAAUAAAUACAUUAAAAAAAAAAAAGUGGGAACUGCCCAAUGAAGGAAAUUUUCACCUUUAAUUCUAACAGUUUUAAGACAAAAGAGAUACUUGAGUAGUACCUACUAGGAAAACUCUCUUGAUGCGUGGUUUCUGCAUUAAAUAUCUAUUGAUGCUGACUCUCCCAUUUUGUUUCAAACGCACACAAAAAAACUGCUCCCCAAAUGCACGUACUCCACCAAAAAAAGCACUUGCUAAUACAGUAAAACAAAAGCGUUUCUGAUGAGCAGAAUGCGAGGGACGUUCUUUGAAAGUCUUCAGACGUCCCCAUCAAAGACACAGCGGAAGCGUGACUUGGUAAAGAGUGACGUGGACAGCAAGUUCUGUCUCUAACUCACCAGCUGGCUUGGGUCAAGGAAUUUUACCUCUUGGGCCGUAGUUUUCUGAUGUCUAAAAACCGAGGGUUGGAGUCCAGGAUCUCAAAGUUCCUUUCCAGCUCUGGAAAGAAUAAUUCUCCAUUCUUUCUGAACUGGGUGGCCAUUACCCAGAAUGGGAGAGUUCCAUGUGGACUGAUAGAGACCAGUCUACAAAAUCUGUUAUUACGUGAAAAGGCAGAAUGCAAAACAGUGUUUAUUUGCUUUGUGUCUGAAAAAAGAAAAAAGAUAUAAACUAGCAUCAACAUAUACUCUAGUACAAUACUUGCUUUCAAGAAGAUUAUCUGAAAUUAUGCAAGUGGAGCUGUUCACUUCGCUUGAAUAGGGACUGGGCAGAGAAAUUGGGGAGAGACUUUCACUUCUUUUUUUUUUUUUUAAAGAUUAAGACUUGAUUGUUUUUAGAGCAGUUUAAGGUUUACAGCAAAAUUGAGGGGAAGGGACAGAGAUUUCUCAUAUACUCCCUGCACCCAUACAUGCCUAGCCUCCCCCGUUAUCAGCACUCCCCACCAGAGUGGUACAUUUGUUACAGUUGGUGAAUCUGCACCGACACGUCAUGAUCACCAAAAGUCCACAGUUUACUUCGGGGUUCACUCUUGUGUUGUACAUUCUAUGGGUUUAGACAAAUGUAUGAUGACAUGUACCCAUCACUGUGGUACCAUACUGAGUGCUUUCACUGCCCUAGAAAUCCUCUGUGCUCUGCCUCUUUAUCUCUUACGCCCCACCCUUGGCAACCACUGAUCUUUUCACUGUCUCCAUAGUUUGCCUUUUCCAGAAUGUCCUAUAGUUGGAAUUAUACAGUGUGCAGCCUUUUCAGACUGGCUUCUUUCACUUAGUCAUAUGCAUUUAAGGUUCCUCCACGUCCUUUUUUAACUUUUUAUUCUAAAUCUUUCCAUAGUGCAUGACUUUUCUAAGUAUAUGCAUUAUUACUUUAUGUUUUACAAAAAACGAUGACAGGAUUAUCUGUGUAGAAAGAUUAUGGGUAGUUUUGCUUUCUUCUUUUAUAUUCCCGAAGAAAACCUACCUCAAACACAUAAUUUUUAAUGCCGUUCUGGACAUUAUCUGUGCCUUGUCUAAUCCUGUCAGACUGUAACACCAAAGAUGUCAAGCAAACUUAUCCCAAGCCUCAGACUUUCUCUUAGUUUCCCAUAAUAUGACUUAUCCUUUCUGCAGUGCCCACCACCCCCAUGCACACAUAGGGCUGGAUCCUGGCAGCAUGGUACCCCACAGUAGGGAGACGCCCCUUUGGACUCAGUAGCACGUGAGUGACGGUUUGCAUCUGCUGGUGAGGCAGGGAAGAAAGUUGGGUCAGAGCUUGUGAUACAAACUGGUCCUGAGCAUUAGUGAUGUGCCGCCGGUGUGGAGGAAGGGACCGUAUGGGUGGUCCAUGUCCAAGAUGCUUGUUGGCCCCUGAGUCUAGGAAGUCCUGCCCAUCGAUAGCUCAGACACAGCACCCAGAAGGAAGCUCACUCAAUCAUCAGAUCUUUAUUGGAUACUUGCCAUGGCUCUUCACAGCCCAAAUCUCAAAUCCACUGUGUUCUCCUCAAAACAUGGCAUGCGGUUGUGGGAACAGGGUUCUAAUCUAGAGUCUGCCGUCAACUUGCUCCGUGACUUUGGAAAAGUCACAUCACGCUGAGCCUCAGUUUCCUCAUAUGUAAACAAUCGGUGUUGGGUCACAUGCCCUCCGAGUCCCCUUUCGGAAGUGCUGAACUGUCUAGGAGUUUGAAGACCCUCUAGCUCCCCUCUCCCCCACCUUCUAGCCUCUCUCUCUGGAAGCAACCAGAUUUAGGAAGGAAACAGGAAACGAGCUCUCUUUUGUUCCCGUUUACUGAUAUGUGUUGACAAAUAAGCAUAAAGAUCUCAACUAAGAUUUCCAAGGUAACCUUGCAAAUCUGAGGGGAAACCAAAGUAAAUGGCAGUCUCCCCGGACGAUAGAGUCAGACAGAGGGUCUCAGAGAGAAACCGGAGUAGGGGUUGGAAGCCUCUAUAAAACAUUGCCUGGGCCCUGGAAUCUGAAUCGAUGGCACCAGAGAUUACCUACUGCUGCUACACCUUCUCAGAUUAUUCCAAAAUUCAGACUUUGGUUCUAAGCAGGCAGUCGUUCACCAUAAGAAAUCUGGCAAGACUAGCUGUAUUAGGCCAGGAAGUUCUGAUGGAGGGGAAAAAAAAAGCUGUUAGGAAAUGAACUGGCAGCGGCAGGGCCAAGAGUUUCAGGGAGCAGUUGCUGGCUAAGCUAUAGCAUCUCAGAGAGUUGCCACCAUUGACUCAAGACUGGAGAGCCCUGAGGAGUCUGGGCCAGAUCUGAGGAUUUGGGGGAUUUGGGGGAUGUGAUUCUAGGCCAACUGCUCAUGCUGAGUCAGAACGGAGCUCCUUUCUUGAAUGGACCUGAACCUCAGGCUGUAGGUGCCACUGGGUCAUUGGAACUUGUGUGGAAUUCUCCCUGAUACCUCGAGAGAGAGAGAGAAGGGCUGUGUUCCUGUGUGUGCCAGUGAAGAUGGGAGGGAAGAAAGGGAGCACAGAAAACCUGUAGGGCAAGGUGGCCUGAUGGAAAAGAUCUUUACUUAGUGUAAGAGGAUCUGGGUUUGACUCCUGACUUCCCAUCGACUCCUCCGUUAACCUUGGGAUGGUCCUAAUCUUGACAAGCUUCUGCUUCCAUUAUAACAUGGGAGUAGUAGUAUGCACCAAACAGGAUUGUGAUGGUGAUUGAAAUUAAAGGAUACAUGCACGCAUGCCUAGCACAGUGCCUGGCACGUAACAGAUGCUUAAUAGAUGAUGGCUACGGGGACUUCCCUGGUGGCGCAGUGGUUGGGAAUCCGCCUGCCAAUGCAGGGGACACGGGUUCGAUCCCUGGUCAGGGAAGAUCCCACAUGCCGGAGCAACUAAGCUCGUGGGCCACAGCUACUGAGCCUACAUGCCACAACUACUGAAGCCCGUGCACCUAGAGCCCGUGCUCUGCAACAAGAGAGGCCACCACAAUGAGAAGCCUGCACACCGCAAUGAAGAGUAGCCCUGCUCGGCGCAACUAGAGAAAGCCCGUGCGCAGCAAUGAAGACCCAACGCAGCCAAAAAUAAAUAAAUUUCAAAAAUAAAUAAAUAAAAUAUAAAAAAAAUAGAUGAUGGCUAUGUGUAAAUCUAACUCCUACUCCGGUAGGAACUAUGGCGGGAAAGUGUGCAAGAGGGGAGGAGAAAGGACUCAGAAAAGGAGGCUAUGGGGGAGCAUGGGAAGCAAGUGAGCAAUAGAGGGGUCACACCUUGCUCGCCUCCCCUGCACUGUAGCCACUUAAGAGCAAGUUUCAGCUCUUAAGUGCAGGGGAGGCAAGCAAGGUGUGAACCAACAGUCUUUGGUAUGGAUGUUUCCUACCUGGGCCCACAGGGCUGGAUGAACAAGUAGCCCAUCAGGCUUCCUCUGAAGGGCAGCUGAGCUCCAGCAGAACCAAGGACCUUUGGGCCCUGAGGUCUAUGCCUGCUUCCAGCUUCUCAGGAUAUAAGGCGGUCCAGAAAACACUUAGAAACUGCUGAGUUGGGACUUCCCUGGUGGUGCAGUGGUUAAGAAACCACCUGCCAAUGUAGGGGACAUGGGUUCGAGCCCUGAUCCAGGAAGAUCCCACAUGCCACGGAGCAACUAAGCCCGUGCGCCGCAACUACUGAGUCCACGUGCCACAACUACUGAAGCCCACACGCCUAGAGCCUGAGCUCCGCAACAAGAGAAGCUACCGCCAUGAGAAGCCCGCGCACUGCAAUGAAGUGUAGCCUCCGCUUGCCGCAAGUAGAGAAAGCCCGUGUGCAGCAACGAAGACCCAACACAGCGAACAAUAAAUAAGUAAAUCAAUAAAUGAGAAACUGCUGGGUUCUAGGCAGACAUGUCUCUGGCCUGAGGUUGUGCAAGCGAAUAAGCCUCAGUUAGACGGUGUCUGUUCUCUGCCACUUUCCAUCCUCUGCCCCAGGAUUCUCUGACCCGUUCUUUGAACUGAACUAGUAGGGAAAGAACUUCGGAUUCUCUCACAAGUUAGACCAGUUCAGAGUCUGAGAGCAGAGAGCAAGGAUGUUCCAGGAAGAGAAGAUAUAUGCUGUGAUCAGCUGGGUUCUCCGGGCAGCUUCACAAGCAAGAAAGUUGACUGGUGCUCUGGGGAAAGGAGGCUGUGGAGGAAGGCAAGGCCCCUGCAAGAGGGAGAAGCUGCUAAGCUGGCAGCCUCAUGCCUGCUCUGCCUGUUCUCUUGUGUCUUAUGCUGGCGCCAGUUUCCUGAGCUGCCUUCCUCAUGUCGGAUGAAGAAAGCGCCUGGCUUGAUCAGGUGUCCUGGGAAUAAAAGCACUAGCAGCCAUGUCCCUUGGAGCCUCCUUUCAAUCCCGCCUUACCGGCACUCCUCUGCCACAAUGCCUGGAGUCCUCUCAUGACCCUGGGUCUCUCCAAAUUGGUGCUCCGUGAACAGCCAGUGCUUUCUGCUCAGUAAACCCUUCAGAAGCCUUUCCUGCAUCUCUCUCCCAGGUUCCCCCACUUCUCUCUUUGAAGACAUAAUGGGCAGAGGCGAUUUUUUUUUUUAAUAAAAUCACAGUUGAUGAGGGUAUUCUAGAAAAAGAUAAUUGCUUCCCUAAGAGGAACUCUGAUGCCUGUUAUCACACAUUCUUCACCCUGAUACACACACACUCACACACACACACACACACAUAUUUAUUUUUCACAAGAUUCAGGUUGUACUGCACAAACGUUCACAACUUUUUCCACCAAUAUUUUACACUAAAAACAUUUUUCCGUGUCAUUAUUUUUCUACAGCAUGAUUUAAUGUACGCGUCAUGUUCCAUUAUACCAAUGCCCUGUUAUUUAUUUAGCCAAUCUCCUACUGAUGGAUCUUCAAGUUAUUUCCAAUACUUUGCUAAUACACACAGUGCUGCCACAGAGAGGCCACAAAGGUGCUCUUUCUGCUACAUGUGUGCCUGUUAACUAACUUAUCUCCAAACAUAUCUGGUUACGUGGUAUUUGCCCUGUUGGCAUGGAAAGAUGGCAGGAGAGGCAAUAGGAACAGGAGAGGUGUUGCUGGGGUCACAGAAGGAUGGAGGGAGAGGUGAUCAGAACAGGAGAGGUAUUUUUUAAAGUCUAAAAAGAGAACAAGAUGGCAUUUUGGCUUCUGAGAUUUUCCCCCAUCCUGGCUCAGAAUUCCUGCCAAUGGGCAUGACAUGUGUCCUUGGCCAGAGCUAACAAGGUAAAGAUACUAUCAGGCAGUGGGUUUCUUCUGAAUGUUUCUGGGUAUAUACUCAUUGUCAUAUUCCAGAUGGCCCAACUGGCCCUUCCAAAGUCCCACUUCUAACCCAAGAAAGGGUGUUAAUGAAGACAAACAGUAAUCCUGUCCUACCUUCUUCCUACUACUCCACUUCUCUCUGUGUAUAUACCCCAAUGAAGUCGAUAAGAGUUGGGGGCCGUGGAUGGGAUAACUUGUAAGUAUGCUGCUGUAGCACCCAAGUCUGCUCCUUCCCUCAUGAACAGGAGCAUGUGACAGGCACCAAAAGGCUGAGCUGACCUCAGGCUUUGGCAUUACAACUCUCUUGAGCAGAUUUCGAUAUCCCUUAAAGGACUAUCAACAUAAGCUUUUAGCUUAUAAGAGUUUUAGACUGGUUUUUCACUUGAGCUCUUUCAAAUGCCACUUUCACAGCCAAGUAGUGGCCAACAGAGGGUGAAUAAGAAGAAUAUAAACUCCUUGAAGAUAUCAAUAUCUUUUGAAUGCUCUCCAUUUCCUUACAAAGCCCCGGCACAGGCCGUGAUGAAUGAAUCCUCAUCGAAUACGUUUACGAAGAGCCUGUACCCAGGAUUGUGUGGUGAUGGUGAGAGGGAUGCAGCAGCCCUUGAAUGCUGGGGACAUCCAUGUGAAGAAUUCGAAGGGCGGAAAACAAAGGGCAGCUUGGGAAUGGUGUAAAGAGACCUCCAAGAAUAAUGUCGCUAAAACAAAACAAAAGAAACACUUCGCAAUGUUUAUUUGAAUCCAUGUUAAGCAUGUGCUAGAUUGGAAAAAUAGAAGGUCAGAAAUUCAUGUGAAUGGAAUCAGAGGAGAUUUAGCCCAUGAGACAAAGGCAGACGAUCCCUGGUCAUGGGAACAGCAUCAGCAGUGAUGGGGAAACUCUAUCUAGGCGCCAGGCAGGGCAAGAAUGAUGUGAAUGAAGAUACUGCCACUUGAAGGGUGCUGGCUUCCUGAGUCAGCAGGAAGUUGUCAUAGCUUCCCAGUGCCUUAGACUUGGAAAAGACCUUCAGGAAUCAGUGAGUCCAGGUCUCUUUACCCACCAGCUCUGCUGGAGGGGAACCAAUGUGGGCUUGGGCUUAGACAGUCCUGGCUCUUUCCCUAAAACUCAAAUGGCCUUAGCAAAUCACUUAACUUCUUUAAGCCUCAGCUCUUGGAAGCAGGACUACUAAGACCUAUUUUCCCAGAGUCACUGUCAAGGUCAAGUGAGUCAUGAAACGCUAUAUAAGUGUUUGGUAUUGCUACUUCCUGAGCAUACAAUGUGUGUAAACCAGUAUGAUGUAGCUUUGCUGUGUGAGGGUUUACAGAUGCCCUACAGAUGCUUGUCUGGAAAGCAAAGAAGGUAUGUGUCAUAAAUAGCUACCAUGAUGGGCAUGAGCUGAGUCUAUGGCUGUGAAAAAUGAUUUUAUUCAUUGGGAAACAAAAGGGCCCACCUGAUGACUGUACCUGUAGAUCUGGCCUCAUUAUAAAAAGACCACCCUACAUGUUCUGUGAAAGUGUUCCCAUCAGGGAGGGUUGUACUAUAAUUCACAGGUAUUAGAAAGAUGGUAACUUCUCAGCAAAUUAGAAAUAGAGGGAAAUUACCUGAUCUUGAUAAAGAGCAUCUACCAAAAAAACUAAAGCUAACAUCAUACUAAUGAUGGUGAGAGACUGAAUGCUGUCCACAACUCUUCAUAGCAGCAUCAUUCAUAAUAACCAAACACUGGAAAUGGCCCAGAUGUCCUUCAACAGAUGAACGGUCAAACAAACUCUGGUAUGCCCAUACCAUGGAAUACUACUCAGCAACGAAAAGGAAUGAACUGUUGAUACUUGUAACAGCUUGGAUGCAUCUCAAGGGGAUUAUCUCAAGAUUAUGCUAAGUGAAAAAAAAGCUAAUUCUCAACAACUUCAUACUAUAUGAUUCCAUUUAUGUAACACUUUGAAAUGACAGAAUUUUAGUCAUGGAGAACAGAUUAGUGGUUGUCAGGGGUGAAAAAGGAGGUGGGGAUACAGGAGAGACAUGGAUGUAGUUAUAAAAGGGCAACAGGAUCCCUCCUGUGAUGGAACUGUUCUGUAACUUAACUUUGGGUGUAGACACAGGAAACCACGUAUGUGAUAAAUGGUAUAGAAUUAACACACACACACACACACACACACACA
Orcinus orca (killer whale) is the source of this 13685-nucleotide messenger RNA. It is a transcript of the gene TTC9, whose product is annotated as tetratricopeptide repeat domain 9. The transcript has 2 exons. The record is from RefSeq and is a predicted model, not a curated record. The coding region runs from base 166 to 729 and encodes 187 amino acids. Gene Ontology annotation, molecular function: protein binding. NCBI's taxonomy places the organism in Eukaryota, Metazoa, Chordata, Mammalia, Artiodactyla, Delphinidae.